Messenger RNA from Malania oleifera, 1117 nucleotides. RefSeq lists its product as uncharacterized. The transcript is spliced from 6 exons. NCBI's taxonomy places the organism in Eukaryota, Viridiplantae, Streptophyta, Magnoliopsida, Santalales, Ximeniaceae. Gene Ontology annotation, cellular component: UDP-N-acetylglucosamine transferase complex; extrinsic component of endoplasmic reticulum membrane. Gene Ontology annotation, molecular function: hexosyltransferase activity. The coding region runs from base 400 to 936 and encodes 178 amino acids. Gene Ontology annotation, biological process: dolichol-linked oligosaccharide biosynthetic process. The record is from RefSeq and is a predicted model, not a curated record.
AUAAUGAUAUAAUCUAAUUGUUGAUGCGUAUACGCGUAGAAACGUAUAAUUUUUUAUUUCAGUAUCAUUCACUCUUCGCUUUGCUUGAUUGCUUCCUACGCCCUCUGCUCUGUGGAAGUUCAUUGGGUUAUUUUGAUUUCUAAAUUGUGGAACUGGAUGCUCUUAAUCUUGGAGUGAUGAUGAUAGAUAGUUUGCUUUUGUAUGCCUAUACGAUACUGCCAGCCCUAGCUCUGAAGCUAGCUUUUCCUCUCGGUCUCUUCUAAGUUGGAAGCACAAUUGAUAAACUAUUCGCAAGGGUGCAAUAAUCAAGUCUUCACUUUCUGUUGCACUGCAACGCAAUCUCCUAUAACCUUGGCUUCUCCUCCAUCUCUGUUCUCUGUGUGGUAAGCGAACAGAUAAAUGGGAGAUACUGAUGACGCUGUAAAGCCAGGGAGAACAGUUUUUGUGACUGUAGGAACCACUUGCUUUGAUGCUCUAGUUAGAGUGGUUGACACUCCUGCCGUUAAAAAGGAAUUGUCUAGGAAAGGGUACACUCAUCUUGUCAUUCAAUUAGGUCGUGGUGCUUAUAUCCCUACGAAGUGUGAAGGAGAAGAUGGGUCCCUGGUUGUAGAAUGCUUUACCUUUUCAUCAAGCAUAGCAGACUAUUUAAGAUCAGCAUCUCUUGUGAUCAGUCAUGCAGGGUCUGGGAGCAUAUUUGAGACACUGCGACUCGGUAAACCUCUGAUCGUUGUGGUGAAUGAAGAUCUUAUGGACAAUCAUCAAAGUGAGCUGGCAGAGGAAUUAGCUGAGAGGAAAUAUUUGCUUUGUGGUUUCCCUCAAACUCUCUACAAUAUUAUUAAAGAGAUGAAUUUGGAGUCACUCCUUCCCUACCCUCCUGCCGACGCCACCCCUGUUGCUAGGAUCAUGAACAGGUUCUUGGGUUUCUCUGAUGAUUGAUAUAGUCUAGUGUUUUAUUUAUUUAUUUAUAAGGAAUUGUUCUGUUUUUGCUUAUAGUUUUGUUUUUUGAGAUUCAGUUUGGAUUCACAGGGACAAAUGAGGCCAGUAAAGAAUGUGGUUGGCUUCAUCAGAAUUCUUGUUUGAAAAAUGUUAUGAAAUUGUCGUAUCUGAUUUUAAUCAA